This is a messenger RNA of Cricetulus griseus (Chinese hamster), 1537 nucleotides long. The record is from RefSeq and is a predicted model, not a curated record. Lineage: Eukaryota; Metazoa; Chordata; Mammalia; Rodentia; Cricetidae.
AUGUCUCUGCUGACGGCUGUGAUGCUGCUGCUCUGGGGCUUCACGCUGCGCCCAGCAACUGCUGACUUCGACAGUGACGGCGAUCCCAUCCUAUGGGCAGACCCUCAGUCCCUGCUGGAACCCUGGGCAAACCUGACACUGACGUGUGAGGCUGCUCUCCCUACCAAGGCCUUCCAGUUGAUCAUGAAUGGAUGGCGUAUCCAGGAAGUCCAGCUUCCUAAAUAUGUCAGGUCACACCAGUUCCCACUGGGGACAAUUACAAGUGACAACAGUGGCCUCUACCGCUGCCGCUAUGAUAUGGAGCCCCCGCCGACUACUGACCUGACUGAGAUGAAUAAGUGGACCAUGCUAAGCAAUCUUGUAGAGGUGACAGGGACAGAGCCCUUGCCCCGACCCUCGCUUGAGGCUUUUCCAGUGUCCUGGAUGGUACCUUCCCUGGGCACAUACCUGCUGUGUCACGCUGCAUUGCGGGGUGUAACUUUCAUGCUGACGAUGGAAGGAGAUGAUAGUUUCCUGAAGGAGACCAUAGCGGAAAACACGCAACGAGCCUGGUUUACAGUCUUCCAACCCGGCACCUACUUCUGCAGCUACCGAACUCACGCAGAAGGCGCCCCCUCUGAGCCCAGCGCUCCUGUGACCAUCAAGAAUUACACCACACCACCUCCGCCCACUCUGUAUUUUUGGUUAAAUUACCCAACAAUCAAGUCCCCGAGCAGACUGGAGAUGCUUGCCUGCAGAACUCCUCUGAUGGUACAGGGAUUCCAACUCAGGCAGGGUGAGAAGGUGCUCCACGUUCGGGAGUUCAGCCCUUUCCAAGAACUCAUGAUCUACUACCUGAACUGGACGACGCUGGAGGACCAAGGCCCUUUGACCUGCCGCUACUGUCUCAACAGAAGGUUGAAUAUUUGGUCCGAAGACAGUGAGCCCAUUGAGCUGAUGUGGAGUGAUGCAACACUUCCAGCCCCCGUGCUCACUGUAGAGCCAUCGAGUCAGAACGUGGAACCUGGCUCCACCGUGUAUUUUCGAUGUACUGCACCCGAGGCGGGCCUCCGUUUUGGACUACAACGACAGGGUGACAGAGAUAAUCCCCUGAUCCAGAUGCUGAAACCGGCUGGAACUGAAGCUGUCUUUGAGCUGCACAGGGUCUCAACAAUAGACUCUGGCAACUACAGUUGCGUCUACAUAAAGCAGACGCCGCCCUUCUCCGGAUCUGCUCCCAGUGAGACCUUGGAGUUGCUUGUGAAUGGGCCACCACCCAGGCCAAAGCUUGAAGCUCUGUGGACAGGCAAAGUGCCUCUGGGCCAUGAAGCCAAGUUCCGCUGCCAUGGCCAUGUGCCCAUGGUCAGAGUGGAGCUGGUGCGUGAGGGCAAUCGUUUGCCCGAAUGGGUAAGUCUGGCAAUGAGGAGAACAUCAGUUGACCUGAAGCUGCCCUUCGUGGGUCCCCAACACACUGGCAACUAUCGCUGCCGAUAUACCAUCGACUCACCCUUGGAAUUUGAGUCAGGGUUCAGCGACCCUGUGGAGGUUAUAGUAGAAG